AUGACGGCACAGACGGUCCCUGCAAUUCCUCCUCGGCCAUCAAGGUCACCGCACCAGCAGAACCUUGCACCGGGGUCAACGGGCAAUGCUCCGAAGAUUCCUCCUCGUCCUUCUCGUCAUUUCGAACGGUCAAUGUCCCCGCUCCGAGAUAGCUAUGCUCCAUCACCGUUGAACGAGCCCCCUCAUGGCUCGGCCCUAGGUCGCACGAUCUCGAGUGACACCCCACAACGUCCCCCGAGCGUUACGAUACCUUCCCUGGGCGAGGAAGGCAUCGAGUAUGAGGAUCUGGGCGUCAGCGACACCCCAGAGAACCACCCCGCCGCCCCGACGGAAACACGGAACGUGGGGAGCGACCUUAAACUCCAUGCGCCAAGACCGUCCUUGCCGACUUCGAGCGCCAAAGCUCAAGUACAGGCGGUCACACGCACGGAUUCUCGCCAGGCUGCCGCGGCGGGAUUUGCUGGAAUGACGUCUCCUUCCCACGAGGAGCGCUCUGAACGUCCGGGUCGUUCGCUGCACUCCGGAGCAAGCGGCUCGCGAGCAGACUCAUCGACGGCCUCGACCGACCGACGGUUGCAAUACGAAGAAGAGCAGGGCAUCCCCGAAAUUGGACAGCGGGUUCCCAUGUACCCCAAUGGUGGCGAUGUGCAGGCGCCGUCCCCGAGUCCCUAUCAGGUGGAACACGGGGCCAAUCAGCGCCCGAGCCGGGGCCAUAACCGAAGCCGUAGUGGUCGCGAAUCUUCCCUGCCCCCCGGGAGUUACGGUCUCCACGGUCAUGGCGUGGACCCCAGUGACAGGUUCGAGAAGGCUUGGUAUGAGAAGCAUCCGGACGAAUACGUGAAGGAGGAGAAAGGUCAAUAUGGCCCCGGCGUUGGCACCCCCAAGCCCGACUGGGCUCUGAGUAGCGAUGACUUGAAUAAGCUCGUUCGCGGUUCUGCGGUAACCGGUUCUGGCCUUGGGACCUCUCCUGCUGUGAGCGGCACCCCAGAAGAGGAGAUUGGCUACAUCGCUUCCGAUGAGUACCAGCACCGCCUGGCGUCGCCCCCACCGCCGGGAUCGCACCACGACUCGCGUCCCGCGGUUGCUUCGUCUCUGAAACAAUCGGAAGUGCCCGAUCCGGAGCCUGAGCCUGUGACCAAGGAGAUAUCGGGCGGGAGAUCCAGAGACUCUGGCUUAAUCCACGUUAAUGAACCCUACCACCAUCUGCACCAUCCAGAUGGCUUUGCUCCGACCCCCGAUCCGGAUGAGCUGACCCAUGGACUCGGAGACGACGAUGCUGAGAGGGAAGAGCCCAUCCUGGCUGCGGAUGAAGUGCGCCCGGAGUCUGCGUACCAACACCCCGCUAUCUCCCCCACUUUCGGUCGGAGGAGCAGUCAGGACCAUGAGAGGAGCCGGCCUUCCAGUGUCUCCCAUAGUCGUCCGACCAGCAGAAGCACCAGCCACCACGGCAGCAUGCCCAAUCUGGCACGACUCAACUCACGCGAUGAGCGCGAGGAUGCCCACACGCCGCUCGAGGAUGUCGAGGAGUACGAGCCUUUGUUCCCCGAAGAUGCGUCCAAGGACAAGAAGCCGGUCUCCACUGUGGAGCGCUUCAAGCAGCGCCCCGACCUGCUUAAGCACCGAUUCCCGAGUCAGGACAUUUGGGAGGAUUCCCCCAACAGUCUGCAGCUCCAUACCACCGUGUCCACCCCCGACGCGGCCAAGGAGGAAGUCUACGAGACCCCCGAACAGGAGUCCUUCCGCAGAAGCCAGACGACCCGCACUGAUCCUCAUCGGAUCGCCACACAGAUACUCGAGGCCGAAGACCAGGAACAUGAGGAGCAGGCCGCUUCGCGACCGGGUGUCACCAAGCAACGGUUCCCGAGCCGUGAUAUUUGGGAGGACGUCCCAGAAAGCCAGCGACUGGUGACCACGAUAGAGCCCUCGGAAGCGCAAGAACUCCAAAGCCCAGUGGUACCCACGAAACCACACAUCCCGUCCCGACCUCAAAAGCAGGCUCCCCCUAUCAACACUUCUACCAAGCCCGUCACGUCACCCAACAAUCCAGUCACGUCGCCCACCAAGCCAGUCACGUCGCCCACCAAGCCAGUCACGUCGCCCACCGAGAAGAAACAGCCCCCCAUGAUUCCAGAUCGGCCCAAGCCGCAGAUCCCUAUCCGGCCUGCCCGACUUGCCCGUGGAUCCACAGAUGAGACCAAGGAUGCUCCAGCGGCCAAGGAUAUUGCAGCUAAACCAAAACCUGCGGUGCCAUCGCGUCCGGGAGGGAGCAAAAUCGCAGCUCUCAAGGCAGGAUUCCUUACCGAUUUGAACUCACGGUUACAAGUUGGUCCCCAAGUGGCCAAGCCACCGCCGAAGAAGGAGGAACCCCCGGCCGAGAAAGUACCGCUGAGUGAUGCUCGCAAGGGACGGGCCCGUGGACCGGCACGCCGGAAGCCUGCAGCCGAACCCGCCCCCUCACGUCUGCCCACGAUCCCCGAGGUCCGGAUCACCGAGACCUGGAAUGUGUGGCAGGUGGACGCAGAUGGCCACGUGGUUGUGGGUGACAGCGGGAAAGCCGAGACCUCCAAGGUACAAGGCGACCUGCCCAAGGUAAAAGACGAGUCGCCCAAGGUGAAAGCCGAGUCGCCCAAGGCUGCUCCUGCUGCCCUGGACACCACACUCGAGAGCGCCCCAAUGGCCCCGCCGAUUUCCAAGAACGCUGCCGGCGAGUCGACCGAUCCCCAGCCGUCGCCAUCUCCAGCGAAGGAGUCAUCCCCUAUCAAGGAGUCAUCCCCGGUCAAGGAGUCAUCCCCGGUCAAGGAGUCAUCUCCAGUCAAGGAGUCAUCUCCAGUCGAGGAGAAGGCUCAGUCGCCGAAAGCCACAUCUCCCCCAGCGACGGAACCUAAGACGCUACCGGUCUUCACCGACGCAGCCCACAAGGCCCUAGACACGGAGGAUACCGAUGCGACGGACGGGCCCGCUCCCGCCGUAGAACCGGUAGUGAAAGAAGACGAGCCGGAAGCAGCCUCAGCCGCAGCCCCAGCCGCAGCCCGAAUUCAAUCCCCCGAGGAAGAAGCAGUAGAUACCAUCGCGGAGGGCCUAGCCGCCGUCGCCGACGGCAAGGAAAACCGAGAAAGCCAACACCACGUUUAG
This is a messenger RNA of Aspergillus campestris IBT 28561, 3132 nucleotides long. RefSeq lists its product as uncharacterized. Bases 1 to 3132 code for a protein of 1043 amino acids. The record is from RefSeq and is a predicted model, not a curated record. Lineage: Eukaryota; Fungi; Ascomycota; Eurotiomycetes; Eurotiales; Aspergillaceae. The transcript is spliced from 2 exons.